This is a messenger RNA of Trichogramma pretiosum, 1719 nucleotides long. It is a transcript of the gene Spt-I, whose product is annotated as serine palmitoyltransferase 1. Bases 168 to 1565 code for a protein of 465 amino acids. The transcript is spliced from 3 exons. Gene Ontology annotation, biological process: ceramide biosynthetic process; sphingosine biosynthetic process. Gene Ontology annotation, cellular component: endoplasmic reticulum. The record is from RefSeq and is a predicted model, not a curated record. NCBI's taxonomy places the organism in Eukaryota, Metazoa, Arthropoda, Insecta, Hymenoptera, Trichogrammatidae. Gene Ontology annotation, molecular function: pyridoxal phosphate binding; serine C-palmitoyltransferase activity.
AGAUUUGCCAAGCCACGUUUCGUCUCCAUUAUGAUUUUCAAUUGUUUUUUAUCGCGAGGCCCCGUCAUGACAGUUGUCGAUUGAAUCGCACAGAGCAAAUUGAGGUUAAAGGACAGUAACAAGACUGGCGUUUGUACUUAUGCAGCAUUGAAUAGAAUAGUAAUAAAAUGGGCACCGAACACAUAUCUCUGGAAGCAAUAAGUAUAUUGAGUAAAAUACCUAUUUACUCCGUACUUUUUACUGUAAUACCGUUGUUUAUUGGCUGGCAAUUUUUGAAGCGAAGAAUCACGCCGGAAAACGAAUCUUCUGAAUCAGAUUUUGACCAAAAACUCAAAGACUGGAGACCGGAUCAAUUGGUGCCAGAUAUUCCAGAUGAUCACCCAGCUUUGAAGCCAAUGACGGUCUCUUCUCGUAUAGGAAAAUAUAUUACUAUUGAUGGAAAUGAAUGUUUGAAUCUUGCGACUCACAAUUAUUUAGGAUUGGUGGGAUCGAAAGAUAUAGAAAACGAAGCUAUUCAAACUAUUAAGAAUUAUGGAGUAGGAUCAUGUGGGCCUCGAGGCUUUUAUGGUACAUUGGAUGUACAUUUGGAAUUAGAAAAACGUAUUGCUGAAUUUAUGGACAUGGAGGAAGCUGUAGUAUACUCAUAUGGUUUUAGUACAAUUUCUUCUGCAAUCGCUGCCUACUGCAAGCGCAAAGAUAUGGUUUUUGUCGAUGAAAAAGUUAACUUUUCUAUACAAAAAGGUCUUGAUGCUUCAAGAUCUAAUAUCAAAUACUUUAAGCAUAAUGACGUCAAGGAUCUUGAAAGAUUAUUGUUGCAAGAGAAAGGUCUUAAUAAAAAAAAUUCCAACAAUGUAGAAAAAACAAGAAAGUUUUUAAUAGUUGAAGGAAUCUACAUGAAUACAGGUAAAAUUUGCCCACUACCAGAAUUAGUUGCCCUCUGCAGAAAGUAUAAGCUUCGUAUUUUUGUGGAUGAAUCUAUUUCAUUUGGAACUUUGGGAGCUCAUGGAAAAGGAGUAACUGAACAUUUUAAUGUUCCUCGACAUGAAAUUGAUAUGAUCAUGGGAUCUUUGGAAUGGGCCAUGGGUUCUAUCGGUGGAUUUUGUGUGGGCUCAUCAUUUGUGAUUGAACAUCAUCGAUUGUCUGGCUUGGGUUACUGCUUUUCUGCAUCUUUACCUCCAUUACUUACUACAGUAGCCACUAAAGCAUUAGACAUUAUGGAAGAAGAUGAUGAGCUUUUCAAAACACUCAGGGAGAACUGUUCAACUGCUCACUGUGCUAUAAAGAAAAGCAAAUAUUUUGAAUGCUUUAGUGACAUGAAAUCUCCAGUGAAACACUUGGUACUUAAAAUGCUUUUCAAGCACAACGAAGGAGCCCUAUUACUAGGAGAAAUAUCAAAAAAAUGUAUUGAACAAAAAAUUGCAAUUAUCACUCCAGCAUAUUUGGACAGUGAGAGAGAGCAGCCAACGCCUUCUUUGAGACUUUGCAUUUCAUCUGUUUUGACUUCAUCUGAUAUUGAAAAAGCUUUAAAUAUUUUAGAAAAAGUAGCUUCAGAAGUUUUAAUGUAAAAAACAAAUAUAAAUAAGUAUUUUAUUUGUUAAUAAAUGUAAAAAAGGUAUAAAGCUUGUUAAAUCUAUUACCUACAUGUAUAACGAUUUUACUCUUUUUUAGGCAAAUUGUACUUUAAUUUCUCGAAUAAAUAAAACUUCCCACCGAAUCUAA